UUCAAUUAAUGACGAUGAUAAUAUGUCUCAAGAAGUCCGUGAUGUUGCCCAACAAUUCUUGAUAAGCAAUAAAACCGAUAUUCUUCAAGCUAAUAAUAACAUUUCCAGUCCUUCGCCACCAACAUCGUCAUCGACCAAUAAUGAAAAAAAGGGAAGCGCAACAGAUUUAAUAAGCACUUCAUCUAUAUAA
Molecule: messenger RNA, 190 nt
Organism: Funneliformis caledonium
Lineage: Eukaryota; Fungi; Glomeromycota; Glomeromycetes; Glomerales; Glomeraceae
Source: the annotation of a GenBank genome assembly